Molecule: messenger RNA, 1889 nt
Organism: Stylophora pistillata
Lineage: Eukaryota; Metazoa; Cnidaria; Anthozoa; Scleractinia; Pocilloporidae
Biological process (GO): double-strand break repair via homologous recombination
Cellular component (GO): cytoplasm; chromosome
Molecular function (GO): four-way junction helicase activity; ATP binding; nucleic acid binding
Source: RefSeq, a predicted model, not a curated record
UGAAAAACUCCCAUUGGCUGGGAGCAACACGUUGUCAAUCAACCCUCAAAGUAAACAGUCGUCAGGGUGACUACCUUUUAGAAAAUGGCGGACGACUGUGAUUUCGACAUUAAGCUUAAAUAUGUUUUAAAAGAGUGCCUAAACGACAAAAUUACUUUAAAAGAAGAGCAGUGCCAAGCAUUGGAACAGUUAUUCGUUAAAAGGAAGGACCUUGUGGCAGUUUUGCCGCCUGGUUUUGGAAAGAAUCUUAUUUUUCAACUGUUGGUUUUACUUGCUCGAUGUGACCAGAACCUUGACGAACAUCGGCCGUUAGUAAUCGUAAUUACUCCUUUAGUGAGUAUUAUUAAGGAUCAGAUUCUUGAAAUAGAAUCUUUUGGUCUCACUGGAUGUAAUCUCGUCGAUGCACUCGACAAUUUCGAAAAGCUAUCACUUUUAGAUGUUGUUUAUGCAUCUGCCGAAAGCUCGCUAGACAAAAAGUUCACAAACUUUUUAAAACAAGACAUGAGAUUUAUUGCAAGAACUAUUGCAGUUAUCGUCGAUGAAUCCCACACUAUAGAAACCUGGACGGGAUUGAGAAAGGACAAGAAUAGUGAAAUGACUACAGCGUUCCAUUCCGCCUAUGGCGAACUGUCUUCUUUGAGAUCGUUCUUUGGGCUAGAAAUCCCCAUUGCAGCCUUGACAGGCACAGCCGAUGACGACACAAAAAAUAUCAUCUGUUCAUCACUGGCAAUGAAAGACCCCCUGAUUAUAUCUAUCAGUCCCAAUCGCACAAAUGUAAGAUUUCAUGUCUUCCACCAAAAAAAGGAUGAUGCCUUUUCAAGGCUUGAUUGGCUGAUAGAAGAACUGAUGUUAAAGAAUGUUGCAACAGAUAAAAGCAUCAUAUUUUGCAACACCAUGAAUGAUAUAGCACGAGUUGUCAAUUACCUGCUCAUGAAACUUGGUGGAAAGGCCUAUUUCCCAACCAGCUCAUGCCAAGGGAAAAAUUGUUUGAUUGGAAUUUUCCAUUCCAAUACCUGGUCACACCAGAAGGAGCAGAUAAUGGAGUCACUGAAGGGAGAUGGUAGAAUCAGAGUGGUAGUAGCAUCAUCUGCCCUAAGUAUGGGGGUUAACUUUCCUGAUGUCAGGUAUGUUAUUAAUUGGGGCCCGGCCAGGAACUUGCUAGACCAACUCCAGGAAGCUGGUCGAGCUGGACGUGAUGGAAUACAGAGCCAUAACAUCAUUAUUUAUCAUGGGCAACAACUUAUCCACUGCAGCAAGGAUGUUAAAGAGUUUGUCAGAGCUGAAAAUUGUCACCGUAUAUUGGCAUACACACUUUUUGAUCCAAGUAUUAAAUCGCUUGAGCCUGAUCAUAUAUGCUGCUCACACUGUGCUAAAUCAUGUAAAUGCGAGGGUGAAUCGUGGAAUUAUUCACCCAUUUACACAACAAUGGUAGAGAACACUACUCCCCCACCUUUUCUGACAAGGUCAGUCUGUGAAGACGACAAAAAGGAUCUGCCUUCAAGCCUGGAAGAGUUACGACGUGAAAUGUCAGCAAGCAAGUCGUUGUUUGAUCCUAUCAUAGCACAUGGUUUUUCUGAAGAGCUCACUGAUGAUGUUGUGGAAUCUUGUGCUUUGCUAUUCACUGUAGAUGAUAUUUGGAAUAAAUGUGCAGUGUACUCUGUGGGUCAUGCUGUUGCAAUCCUUGAAAUCAUCCAAGAAAUAUCUCUUGAUAUUCCCAAUUUUGAUGAGACAAUGGCUAUGUUAAAGCAUGAACACUUCUUGACAUUUGACGCCCUCGAUUUUGAUGUGUUACAAGAAUUUGAUGAUGUUGGUGAUUCAAGUGGUGAUGAAUGGUCAGAUAAUGAACCAAUUGAGGAAAUAUAGACUGAGCUUUUAUUUGGUAGGUCUUA